Silurus meridionalis is the source of this 4125-nucleotide messenger RNA. RefSeq names its product rasd family member 4 (gene rasd4). The coding region runs from base 2880 to 3506 and encodes 208 amino acids. The transcript has 2 exons. NCBI's taxonomy places the organism in Eukaryota, Metazoa, Chordata, Actinopteri, Siluriformes, Siluridae. Gene Ontology annotation, molecular function: GTPase activity; GTP binding. The record is from RefSeq and is a predicted model, not a curated record.
GUCAGCAGGUUAUAUUUACAAAUUGUCAGCUAUCCACAAACUUCUAUCCAUAUAGGGUAUAUUUUGGAUUAAAAUGUCUAGCUGGUUUAGAGGAAUGCAGUGUGUAGUGUACAGUAUUGUGUUUCAUAUCAUACUAGUGUCUUUAUCAAAAGCAUUUAAAGUUGUAGGCACAAGCGUGAGCACCAUGGCACUAAAUACAUAUUUUUUUUAGAUUUCUGAAAAGAAAAGGUGGAAACAGCCAACUUUUGAAAACAAAUAAUUUUCUUUAAACAUUAAAGCAGUUGCUUUGCAUUUGAUCUAAAAAUUUAAUAAGUAAAUGUGGCAUAUGCACAAUUUUGUCAAUCCUAUUAUGUCAAUAUUAUGUCAACACCUCUUUUGGUAGAUCUCACAGCUUGCAAGUGCUUUUUGUGGACUCCUUCUAUUCUUUUUAUGUGACCUUUCCCUCAUUAUUGUUCUCAGAUCUGAAAAUUCUUCUAGUUCUGAGAUCCUAUUUAGGAUCAACACAAAGAUUUUGAAUAUUUUUAAGUCAAGGGACUGUAAAAGCUGCACCAAAAGAUUUAACCUGUGUUUCGAUUGCAUGUGUUUGAGGAAAGUUUUGGGGUUAUUGUCCCAUAAAAUUCAAACACUGGAUGUGACUGCCUGUGUUACAUUUUCUUAUAGAUAGUUACUGAAUUCUGCCUAUUUGUGCAAUAUUUCCUGUGCCAGUGACUGCAAAUGUGGUUUUUAUCAAAUUCUUCACCUUUGUUUCUGCAAACAUAUUUUUGUUUAUUUUGGAUAAAAAGUAAUUUAGUUUUAUUUCAUAAUUUCCUAGAACUUGUUUCCAUGUAAAUAAUAAACCCCUGGUUUAUUUACAUGUUGUUUUGCACACGUCAGAUGUUUGUGAUGUGAUAACUUAAGUAAGAUUUCCCUCUGAUGACUCCUCCAUGCGGAUCAUGCUUGUGGAAGCAAAUCCUGCACAGUGAAAUGGUCCAUUAUUUCUAUGUCAGAUAAAAUGUCAUAUAGGGGAUUUGUAUCGCUUUUAUGCCCAGGUACAAACAGUUCUUAAGAAAAUUGUUUAACAAUAAAUUGUUUUAGUAUCUACAGUAUUUACCGCAAGUGGAAAAAAAGUGAAUAUGAAAAUUAAAGCCCAGAAAAUAGUUUUUAAUAUUGUCUUGGAGAACAAGUUACAGGGACUAUUGUAGAGUCAGAGAAAAGGAAAGGCAGAAAAUUGGGCAAUUUGGGUUUAGUCCAGAAAAAAUAGUGUAUGAUCAUAUCAGAUAAAGCUUUUCAGUACAGAUAUGAUUGAAGAAUUCUUAAACAAUAAAAUGCAGGUUGUAUAAGGGGAUAUAAAACAUACCUUAGCAAUGACUCACACAUGAAACUCACAGUAUGCAAAAGCAUCAACACUACUAACAUGCAAUGUGCUACUGUUGUCAUUUUCUCUAAUAACUCUGAACUUUUGUACUCUUUAGUACUCACUAAAGUAGUCAGAUUGUUUUAAUCAUACUACCAGCUUCCUACUGAGUACCCACUGCUUACACAUUCCAAAUUUGCUAGAUAGAACUUAGUAUUUAGCCACCCAAUAGGAGGAUGCAUAAAAAUGUUUAACAAUUCCAAAAAUUAUUUGUUCAACAAUUUUUUUCAGAACAAUGUGACAUUUGGAAAAAACAUAAAAAGUUAAAUCGCUAUUCAAGUGCCAAGAGAAGAUCGAUCAUAUGGACCAGAUCUGAGUUCCCUUGGAGCAAAAGUCAGAACACAUUUUUCAAGAAGAGAUUUGUUUUAUUUUAAACUGCACCGGUGUUCGAUAUGGUCAGGAAAAAAAACUCAACAGUUUUUGAUACUGACUCAAGCUGCUUUAGUCUGAAAGUGGUAGCUUAGUAGUUGAAGAUGUUGGAUUUUUAAUUGGAAGGCCAUGAGCUUAUAUUCUAAAUUCAUCAAGCUGCAACUGCUGGGCCCUUGAGCAAAGACAUUAACCUUCAACAGCUCAGUUGUAUAUAUUUAAGUAAUAAUUUGUAAUAAUUAUUGCAAAAUUUAAGUUCCUCUGGAUCGAGUGUCUACCAAAUGCAGUAAAUGUAACGUAAUGGUCAUAAACAUUUUAUGAACUGCCCUACAUUUUCAGUGGGUUUUUUUUUAUUUAAUUUAUAAACUUAAUUACUUCAAAUCUUCCAGUAAACACUGACAUUUUAAGCAACGACCAUUACUCAGCACUUUUCCAGCACUCUAUAUUAAGUUGCAUGAGGCUUGUAAACCUUCUAAUGAAGCCUGUGAAUUUCUAUCAAUUCUAGAUAAAGUGGCUUUUGUUGUUUCCAUUGACACUGUAAAUUCAACUGCGAAUAUGUAAUUCUGCAAACCCUAGCUUUCUAUUUACUUUGUCUCAAACUGAUAACCUGAUAUUGUCAUUCAUAAAUGUGAGCCAUUUACAAAGAAAGUAAUCAGUGAUAAAAAUCCACUGCCUAUUAAAUACUAGUGUAAUAUAUUAAUCAUAUACCAUUAAACCACACAUCUACAAUUAUUUUUCACACAGAAUAUAUCCAUAUAAUUGGCCAAAUGUAACUUUUUUUUUGGCAUUGUAUAGAUCACUUCAUUAUGGCCAGAAUAUGAAGCACCAAAAUGCAUUUAGAGCUUGUAGCUCCUGCUACUCCAGAUUCGAGCAUAUUCAUAACAAUUCUCAUUUGCAUACUGCUUUUCAAUUGGUCACAAAGUAAAUGGUAAGGAGCGCUGCGGUGUAGCCAUUGGCCCGAGAGCUAAGGAGGAGUGCAGAACCAUGAUUGAGAAAAUCUAUAAAUAGAACACAGACACCCACAGACACAGAAGCACCUGUCAUCUGUGUGCCAUGCAUUGCUGUAGCACAUCUCAGAGAACUAUCCAAUCCAUUAAGGUUAGAGCAGCAUUCUGAGAGCAUGUCUCUGGACACAAAGGAAAAAAAAGAGGUACGCCUGGUGUUCAUGGGAGCUGCCGGUGUGGGCAAAACAGCUCUGAUCCAGCGCUUCUUGCAAGAUCGGUUUGAACCAAAGCACCGGCGCACCGUGGAGGAGCUCCACAGCAUGGAGUACGAGGUGGCUGGCAUCAGGGUGACUGUGCACAUCAUGGAUACGAGCGGCAGCUACUCGUUCCCAGCUAUGCGCAAACUCUCCAUUCAGAACGGUGACGUCUUCGCCCUGGUCUACUCUGUGGAUGACCCCGCAUCACUUGAAGCCGUCAAGAGUCUGCACAUGGAGAUCCUGGAGAUCAAGAAGGACAAGUUCACACCGGUGGUGGUGGUGGGGAACAAAACAGACUGUAAGGAUGACAGAAGGGUAAAUGCUGAAGACGUUGUUGCCACCAUGGAGCUGGACUGGAACAACUGCUUCUUAGAAGCCUCAGCUAAAGAGAACGACAACGUGCUCGAGGUGUUUAGAGAGCUGCUGCAACAGGCCAAUGUGCCAAGCCGCCUGAGCCCGGCACUGAGGCGUCGCCGAGAGACCUUCCCCAAGAACGCAGGAGCACGGCCACCCAUGAACAAGACCAACAGCUGCACCAUGUCUUAAAAGUUCACAAGACAAAUGGGAAGUAUCCACGUCAAACUCCUCACAACAUGUGAAUCCUUGCAAGCACCACAGCAUCAAUGUUUUCAUCUCAGUUUUGACAAUAGACAGGAUUGGGAAGGGGAGGAAAAGAAAAAAACAACAACCCAACCCCUUUCAGAUGAAAGCAGAAACUGAUUUGUUUAAAAAGAUCAUACUGAAUUUAAAUUGCGUUUCGUUUCAAAUGUAAGUUGCACUGAACUUCUGAAGCUCUGUUGAAAGUUCACAGACUUAAGUGUUAAUCAGAUACAGAAGUGGACUCUGGUGGCCAAGCUUAUAAAAAAAAAAUUUAUUCUGUGAAAAAUAAAAACUUGUAUGUACUGUAGUGUAAAUGUCGUAUUCAAUACCAGUCUAAUGCAUUUUGUUUUGUAAGUUGCUUGAAUAAAAUUUGCAUUGGUUUGUAGGCCAUCGCUGCAGCAAAGUAUUGAGCCUGUGUCCUUGGUUUAAGUCUAAAUAUUGUAAAAAGUAUGAAUGAAUAAUGUAAUAUAACUCAUGUAGUUUUGAUAUUCUAAAGCUAAUUAUGUAUCAUAUGUUUUAUGUUUUGUUACAGUAUGAAUAAUAAAUAUUUACAUGUCUGACUGCA